AUGACAUUGGACGCCUAUUCAGGCGACUAUGAUCCCAUGGAGCAUUUAAGGUAUUUCAAUACCAAGAUGGUUAUUGGCGAUGCAACAGAUGCGGUGAAGUGCCGACUAUUGCCAUCAACAUUUAAGGGCAUGGCGAUGACUUGGUUCAUUAAGCAGCCACCAUUCUGCAUCGACAAUUUCACAGAUCUAUCUACUAAGUUCUUAACUCAAUUCUCAGCCAAUCAGACCACAAAGGCCACAAUUUUUGAUCUGAUAAAUAUACACCAACAGUCAGGCGAGAAACUGAAGACAUAUAUGGCACGGUUCAGCAAGACGGUCGUUCAGCUAGAGGAGGAUAGCUCGGACGUGUGCGUGGCGUCGUUCAAAAAUGGCCUUAGGGCUAGGUCCCUGAAUCGUGAUUUGACAAGACGCCCGGCGCGUGACAUGAUGGACCUCCGAGCCAGAGUUCAAGAAUUCAUCUUGAUAGAACAAGAUGAUCAAAACAAGAAAAAAAGAGAAGAUUGGAGAAAGAGUGUUCAGCCAGGCACUCUUCCACCAGAAAAGCCCAAGGUGGGAAAAGACGCAAGACCGGCACUGACUCCUCGCCAGCCAAGACCUGUCCUUUAUCAAAAUUCCAAACAGGGAUUUCAAAGCAACACAUGGCACAAGAAUCCCCAAGGAGUCUCGUCGGCGCAGGUGACUCAGUCAGUUGCUCCACCAAAUGGAACGCCAUUAACAAAGUUGAAUGCACCAUUGAGCACAAUAUUAAGGGUUGUGGGCCAGACGAAUGUUGUGCAAUAUCCUCCGCCUCCUAGGCGACCACCAUCUAAUGUUGACACCAACAGAUGGUGCGAAUUUCACAAAGCUUUAGGGCACACCACUGACAAUUGUUGGACUUUGCGGCAAGAGAUUGAUCGCUUAAUCAAAGUAGGACACUUGGCAAGUUUUGUUAAGGAUGCCUCUGCACAGGAGCCAGCCAAGGUGGCUCAAGGCGACAAAGGAAAAGGCAAGGAAGUGGUUGAGGAGUUAGGCGAUCCUGUGGGCGAAUGUGCAUCUAUCGCAGGAGGAUUUGGUAGAGGCGAGCUUUCCAGCAAAGCCAGAAAGAGAUAUGUGGCGGCAGUGCACUCUGUACACGUAGCAUAUGAAGGAGCAUGCUAG
This is a messenger RNA of Lotus japonicus, 1137 nucleotides long. RefSeq lists its product as uncharacterized. The record is from RefSeq and is a predicted model, not a curated record. The transcript has a single exon. The coding region runs from base 1 to 1137 and encodes 378 amino acids. NCBI's taxonomy places the organism in Eukaryota, Viridiplantae, Streptophyta, Magnoliopsida, Fabales, Fabaceae.